Messenger RNA from Labrus mixtus (cuckoo wrasse), 2443 nucleotides. It is a transcript of the gene gal3st4, whose product is annotated as galactose-3-O-sulfotransferase 4. The transcript is spliced from 4 exons. Gene Ontology annotation, biological process: glycolipid biosynthetic process. Gene Ontology annotation, molecular function: galactosylceramide sulfotransferase activity. The coding region runs from base 369 to 1907 and encodes 512 amino acids. Gene Ontology annotation, cellular component: membrane. NCBI's taxonomy places the organism in Eukaryota, Metazoa, Chordata, Actinopteri, Labriformes, Labridae. The record is from RefSeq and is a predicted model, not a curated record.
CUUUUAGUGCUGUGGGGGAGAAGAUUAUAAAAUCCUUUCAUGCUACGUGUCCGACUUUUAUUGUGAAAGAGACCGGAUCCUCCCCCGCGCGUCUCAGUUCGCUCUUUACAGUCAGCGCUGAUCGGUGGAGCUGUCGGUGCUCGGACACAGAAUCCGUUAAAGACCCGGGUCUGGGCCGGACUACAGGACCCUUUCCACGUCCUGAACCCCUCAUCCCGGCUCCGUGUGGGUCCGCGGGGCUGCUCCCGGGUCCGGCUCCAUGGCCUGAUCCGAUCCGGAUCCUUCGCAUCUGAAAAUCUCCGAGAUGCUCCGAGCUCUCUGCAGCUGCAGCAAAACACCGACACCGACACCGGCCCCGGGACUCAGCGAUGCUUUUCAGACGGAGAGCCAGGAUGUUGCGAUUGCUGGUGUGUGGUCGGCUGGGUCCGGUCUGGAUGUGGAAAGCCCUGCUGCUCUUCGUGGCCAUCGGGUUCGCCGGCCAGCUGCUCGGGGUCAUCUUCAACAAGAGCAGCGUCCAGCCGGCCGGCCGCUCCAUCUUCUCGUCCCCUGACGCUCAGGGCCCCUCGCUGGGCUCCUGUCAGCCCCACACGCACAUGAUGUUCCUGAAGACCCACAAGACGGCCAGCAGCACCGUGCUCAACAUGCUGUACCGCUUCGGGGAGGAGCGGGACCUCCGCUUUGCCCUGCCGCUCGGAUACCAGCUGGGAUACCCGCUGCCCUUCAACGCUCACAGGGUGAAGGGGUACAGAGGCCCCCGGGCCGUCGAGUUCAACAUCAUGGGCAACCACAUGAGGUUUAACAAGCCGGAGGUGGAGAAGGUCAUGCCUGCUGACACGUUUUACUUCUCCAUCGUCAGAGACCCCGUGGCGCUCGCUGAGUCUUCCUUCGCUUAUUACAAAGAAGUCGCUCCGGCCUUCAGGAAAGCUAAAGGUUUGGGCGACUUUGCCGACGAUCCCAGAAAAUACUACGACCCUCGUCUCCGUAACAACCACUACGCCCGCAACCUGCUGUGGUUCGACUUCGGCAUGGACCACAACGCUAACUUCUCCGUGGCGCUGGCUCAGCGAGGGACGGCCAUGAUCCGGCGCGCCUUCAAGCUCAUUCUGGUCUCGGAGUACUUCGACCAGUCCAUGAUCCUGCUCAGGCACGCGCUCUGCUGGCCGCUGGACGCCGUCGUCUCCUUCAGCCUGAACGCUCGACAGCAGAAGCCCAGCAGCGUCGGGGGGAUCGGGGGGAGCUGGGUGGGGAAAGCGGCGGCGGCAGCGGGCGUUGGCGGCAGAGUAGGACGUCUACAAGCAAAGUCGGUGCCCAACCUGUCGCUGACGGAGGAUCAGCGUGAGAAACUGCGUCAGUGGAACGCCCUAGACUGGUACUUGUACAAAGCCUUCAACAAGACCUUCUGGGAGGAGAUCGGGAAGUUCGGCCACGCCCAGAUGGAGCAGGAAGUGGCUCUCCUCCGGACGCGGCGGGACGACCUGGCCCGGGUUUGUCUCAGGGACGGAGGGAAGCCUGUGGAGGCGCAGAGGAUCCGAGACCGAAACAUCCGACCGUUCCAGAGCGGAUUAGUGAAGAUCCUGGGCUACGAGCUGCACCCGGGGCUCGAUAACGCCACCAGGACGGCGUGCCUGAGGAUGAUCCGCCCGGAGAUCCAGUACAAAGACGUGCUGGAUUUUAAACAGUUCCCCCGCGUGGCUGCGGCGCCCGCCCCGGCUCAGGCGGGGCAGCAAGGCGGGGUCGCAGCCGGCGGGUCUUUUUUAAGAGCGGACUCGUCCAGGACAGCAGAGAGGGCGAUGGGAGGGGGGGAGGUAGGGGGGAGGACAGUGGAGGAGGGGGGGAGGGACUGGGACGGGAGCCGUUUAAAAAAAAACAACCAGACUCUGACAGAAGGAAGAGCGCGGCUCAGAUAGUCCCCUGAAAAAAAACACACAAAAAAAAAAACACGGUACAGAUGGAUGAAGCUGAACUCUGAGCCGACGAGUUUACACGAGAGGAGAUGAAAAGGUUCGUCGUCUGCCCCUCCUCCUCUACUUCUUCUUCUUCUUCUUCUUCUCUGCUUGUUUUUCUUACAGACUGCCCUCUGGGCUUCACUCGGCGUGACUCUGUCAUGGGACCUCCGAGCGGCUGGCGGCGCCCCGGCUGCAGCUGGCGGGCGUUUGUUGGUCUCUGCAGGAGGUGAAGGGACUGUUUGGUGUUUCAUGAGGAGACGUGUCUGCAGGUCCUGCUGCUGUUCAUCCCGCUCUGUGUGUUCAUACAUGUUCAUAGUUAUACUGUGAGAGCUCGCAGUUCUUCACACUGACCUCUCGUGCGUUUCCGUUUCUGAGCAUCUGUUUGUCUGUUUUGAUGAAGCGUGUCAGAAUGUGUGAUGCUGUUGGACGCCACGUGUUUACAAACGAUACGAUCCAUAGAAUUCAAAGAGCACUAAGAACGUUCUGAUCGCUCUUUC